GUGAUUUUCAAUGGAAAACAAACCGAAAUUGCCAAAAUCUGUGGAAAGUAUCGAAAAAGCACGGCUGGAUGAGAAAUACGCGGAAACCGUGCAAAUCUUCGAGGAAUUCCACAAAAUCGCGUGUCUCGGCGAUUUGACGUCAAUCUAUCGGAGCCGCGCAUGUUUUGCGGCUGAAAAACGCAAAUCGGCACUUGUAAAGCCGGCAAUCGACGUUUUUCGAGCAUUUCCAGCGUCAAGACCCACAGUUUUUCACUAUACGGGCCUUUUAAUCCACGAGAGCGCUCAUCACUGGUUCAACGCGCAGGAAAAUGUGCAACAGGUUUCCAACAUCACCAUCGUCAACGAAGCCACGUGUGAACUACUGGAUUUUUAUAUGAAAUUUUUCGCGGAAACCGAUGGAAAUAGUGGUCUAGAAGAGUGUCUGCAGUGGCUCUGUGAAAUAUGCUCCGAGCUCUCUUCGAAAAACGCUGGCCGCCCCGCAAUGCUUCCGGCUCAACAAAACGCUGAAAUCCUUCAAAUCUGGAAAUCGAAUGACGUCAUCGACAAGCUUCUCUCCCUUCUGAGCAUUUGUGUGACGUCAUCGUUGGCUCAGAACUCUGUCGGCUGUAUGCGGGCUCUUUUUGAAGCUUCACGACACGGACAACACUUUAGCUGGAUUUGGCUUCACAUUGCAACCCUACUCCAAGGCUCAAUCAUCACACAUUUACUGGAAUCGGGUGCCGAGCAAUUCCGCACCUACGUCAUUGAAAUUUCAAGCCGAAAAACGGUCCAAACGGGCGGUCCGGCCGUGUUGAACAUUAUUCAGACAGAGUACGAGCACAAAUUUCGCGCGAUUUCCGACGUUUUCAACUUUUUGAUGCAAAAACGGAAUCCCGAGCUGCAGGAGGCCGUUAGCCAGCUUAUUGUGGACAGUCUCGACUUCAAGCCGGCGGCAGGCCGAGGCGGCGGCUCGGUAAAUCGCCUCGGAUUCGCCUUUUUCUUCAAACUCGUCACGUGCUCGCUGAAAACUUUGCAGAUUUUGGUCAAUACGAAUUGUCAUUUGAUCACCCCAUUCAACGUAAUUCGUGCAAUUCGACAAGUUCAAACCGUCGAAAAGUCCCUAAUACUCCCGGCAAUCACAUUUUCCGAUUUUAUCAAACAAAUUGUGGAAGACGUCGACCCAAUCACUCAUGGAAUCAUUUUUGAGCUGCUCGUCGAGCUCGUCUAUAAUCCCGCAGUUUUUGAGGGCGAAAAUCUGCCGGAAUUUCGAGAAUCCAACGAGAAAAUCCGAGCCGACUGCUUCCCGGUGCUCGACGUGAUGAUUAGCCGUAUUAUACGAAUUGCUCACUCGGCUGGAGGCUACAAGUGCUCGUCACUACACCCGGCUAUUCAGCUUUACUCGUCCGGCGAAAAACUCCAAUUUAUUAUCGAUUCGGCGAAAAAUUGCACUGAUAAUUUGCAAAUGACUUCAUCAAUAAUUCGUCAUCUCCACGCGAUUUCCAUCGCUUUUGACGAAUCAAAAGCCGCCGAAAUUGCUCUCCGCUUCCUUAUGACUACAGAUUUCGGGGAUUCCAAAAAACUGGAAAUCCUGAUGGCCUACCUCUCGGCUACCGUACCCUUCUACCCACAAAUGCUAGCCAAGAUGUGGGCAGAGUUUGGCGGGCUCCGCGAGCUCAUCGCCUUCUCGUUCGACCCGGAAUCCCCGCUGAAACGCGACAGCAUCCACGUUCACAUGAACCUUUUGCACAAUUUCCGAACGAUUUUCGACUGGGAACUGCACACGGCGCCGGCCGCACCGAAAAACUCUUACGGAUUCUGGAAAUUGUAUCCGGGACAGCACAUUGGUUCGGUGCUCAACACGAUUUUGACGAAUACCGUCAAAAUUUGCUGGGAACUGCAGGAAGCCAACAAGCUCUCCGAAGUGAUAACAAUUUAUCGAUUGGUCACCAAACUGAUAGAAGGCGUUUGCCAAUCGAACAGCACCGGCCGCACCGCCGCCGAUCAAAAUGUGAAAAAUUCGCGAAAAAUGGUGAUCACACUGUCUCAGAUGUACAAAUUGAUGGCACAAUUCGCGAUUUUGCUGAAAAAUGCGCUUUUGUUGGUUGGAAGAGAUCUUCCCGAUGGAAUUGUGAUUUUCGAGGAGCUCCGUGCCCAGUGCUUAUAUUUCUUGUUCGGAAACCACCUCGACCCGCAACUUUCCCGCUUUUCGCCGGUUUUUGUUCAAAUUUUCGUCCAGUCGUGCUACGCGGACGCGAAAAAACUCUUCCACGAGCCCAUCAUCGAUCACGGCUUGGAGCAACUUUUAGAUGAAACUCAGGGUCUUGGCCGGAUUUUGGAUAUGCAGGAGCUUGUCGAUGGACCAUCUGUGAUCGGACAGCUGAAAUCGCUGAAAAUGCGAGAUUCCGCGUUGGCAAUGCUUCAUACGGGACAGUUGAAGCGGCGGCGGCUUCUCGAGGACCCGGUUACUGUGGAAAAUGAAAACGCUACACAGCGUGUCUACGUGGUCCUAGACGCCAUCCGCCUAAUGUGUACUUCCGGAAAGCUGGAAAUUCGUAUCGGAUGCAGUAAGCACCUGGCUCAGGCACUACUGCAGACAAUCUGCAAAGAUUCACUUAUGAGUGAUAUGCGAUUCGAUGAAUGGGAUAGUGAAGCCGAAUUUAUUCAUCGACACGUUGAAAUCGCCCAACGCAUCGCCCGUUCGCCGUUCUCCGACGGAAUCCUGCGUAUUCUUGCCGAAACUCGAAGUUUCGCCUACUGCCUGCCUAUCAUGAAGUCGAAGUUGGCCGUGCUGCUCAACGAUACCGAAAAAUUCCCCGAACACGUAGCAAUUUCCGAGCCAACGCGGCAAAAGCUACAAAACUGGGUGUUUUUGGCGCAAAAAGGCGGGAUUUUGCCCGGCAGACUGGCGCCGAUUUGCGAUUUGGAACAAUUCUCCACGUGUCAUGAGACACAUUUGAUGCUCGUCGAGAUUUGGCGAUUUUUUGUGGUCCGUCAGCUAAAUACCGCCACAAUCGACACAUAUCACAUGGAAAUUCUACGCGGUGACGUUGACGAGGGCCUGCCCGCCGAAAAAGAAUCAAUCGAUAAAAUCAAUACUUCUGUCUUUAGAAUUAUCAUUCAAAAUCAUUUGCCCGACUCGGCCCACUUGUUCCCGAAAAUUUUCCCGUUGGAAUUUGAAUUUCUGAAAUUGUGCAAAGUUGAAUAGUUUUCGACUUUUCCCCCGAAUCUCGCUGUUUUUUUGUUGUAUUUUUAUUUAUUUAUUUGUUUUUAUAAACUUAAUCU
Caenorhabditis elegans is the source of this 3261-nucleotide messenger RNA. It is a transcript of the gene ints-5, whose product is annotated as Integrator complex subunit 5. The record is from RefSeq and is marked reviewed. Gene Ontology annotation, cellular component: integrator complex. Lineage: Eukaryota; Metazoa; Nematoda; Chromadorea; Rhabditida; Rhabditidae.